AUGGUAGAGUCACAGAAGCGUAUGCACUCAAAAUUUGUUAGUUGCAAAAAAAAGUUUGGAAGAAAGAUCAAGGUUCUGACGGCUGAAGUGCUGGACCCUUCUUUUGCUCUGCUCGCUUUUCGUGGUGAUAGCAACGCAGAAAAGAGAUACGACGACGACGCUCAGCGUUGCUUUGCUUCUUCUCUUUCUUGGACAUCGUCCGACACAUCCUCUCGCUUCUUCCGAUAG
Molecule: messenger RNA, 228 nt
Organism: Pseudozyma hubeiensis SY62
Lineage: Eukaryota; Fungi; Basidiomycota; Ustilaginomycetes; Ustilaginales; Ustilaginaceae
Exons: 1
Coding region: 1-228 (75 amino acids)
Source: RefSeq, a predicted model, not a curated record